Sturnus vulgaris (Common starling) is the source of this 2548-nucleotide messenger RNA. RefSeq names its product nuclear receptor subfamily 2 group E member 1 (gene NR2E1). Gene Ontology annotation, biological process: regulation of DNA-templated transcription. Gene Ontology annotation, molecular function: sequence-specific DNA binding; zinc ion binding; DNA-binding transcription factor activity. The record is from RefSeq and is a predicted model, not a curated record. NCBI's taxonomy places the organism in Eukaryota, Metazoa, Chordata, Aves, Passeriformes, Sturnidae.
AUGAGCAAGCCGGCGGGAUCAACAAGUCGCAUUUUAGACAUCCCUUGCAAAGUGUGUGGGGACCGCAGCUCCGGGAAGCACUAUGGGGUUUACGCCUGUGAUGGGUGCUCGGGAUUUUUCAAGCGGAGCAUCAGGAGGAAUAGGACCUAUGUUUGCAAAUCAGGAAAUCAGGGAGGUUGCCCGGUGGACAAGACGCACAGGAACCAGUGCCGAGCCUGCCGGCUGAAGAAGUGCUUGGAGGUCAACAUGAACAAAGAUGCGGUGCAGCACGAGCGGGGCCCCCGGACGUCGACGAUACGGAAGCAGGUGGCCCUCUACUUCCGCGGGCACAAGGAGGAGAGCGGCGGAGCUCCGCACUUCCCCGCUGCCGCCCUGCCGGCACCCGCCUUCUUCACCGCCGUCUCCCAGCUGGAGCCCCAUGGCCUGGAGCUGGCCGCUGUCACUGGCACCCCGGAGAGACAGGCUCUGGUGGGCCUGGCACAGCCCACCCCAAAGUACCCACAUGAAGUCAACGGUACCCCUAUGUAUCUCUACGAAGUGGCCACUGAAUCCGUCUGUGAGUCAGCAGCCAGACUUCUGUUCAUGAGCAUCAAGUGGGCCAAAAGUGUCCCAGCCUUCUCCACCUUGUCCUUACAAGACCAGCUGAUGCUUUUGGAAGAUGCUUGGAGAGAACUGUUUGUUCUAGGAAUAGCACAAUGGGCCAUUCCAGUUGAUGCUAACACUCUACUGGCUGUAUCUGGCAUGAACGGUGACAAUACAGAUUCUCAGAAGCUGAAUAAAAUUAUUUCAGAAAUACAGGCUUUACAAGAGGUUGUGGCUAGAUUUAGACAACUUCGGCUAGAUGCUACUGAAUUUGCCUGUCUCAAAUGCAUUGUCACUUUUAAAGCUGUGCCCACACACAGUGGUUCUGAACUGAGGAGUUUCCGAAAUGCUGCUGCCAUAGCAGCCCUUCAAGACGAAGCCCAGCUCACCCUGAACAGCUACAUUCAUACCAGGUAUCCUACACAACCCUGCCGUUUUGGAAAACUGCUAUUGCUUUUACCAGCUUUACGUUCAAUUAGUCCAUCUACAAUAGAAGAAGUGUUUUUCAAAAAGACCAUUGGGAAUGUACCAAUUACAAGACUGCUUUCAGAUAUGUACAAAUCCAGUGACAUAUAAAUUACCUUAAAAUAAACAAUCAGGAUGGACAGUUUGAGAAGAACUUUUAUCUAUGGAGAAUAAGCCUCAACUAACAAAACCUACAGGAAGCAUAAGCCUGGGAAUGUUUAGUCCUUAAACUCAUUGACAAAAAAUACCCCAGUAGAUAUGAUUCUGCUGCUCUGAACAGAGUGAUUUAGAUCAUGGAGAGAAUGCUUUGUUCUACAGAAAAAGUGAAAGUGGUUGGAAUUUGGCUGCUAUUCCUGUUACUACAGGAUGGAGGCAAUUCAGAUGCCAGUCAUAGUUAACAAAGACUCUGCUAUUCUCUCAUUUAACUGGCAGAUCUGAGACAAAAUGUGAAAGAAGGUACUUUAGCUUGUUCAGUAUUUGGAACCGGGUGACCAAACUUGGCUUCUGUUGUAACACAAGAUGUGGUGGCCUUCAGAAUUGUUUUAAAAGUAGCCUAUGUUGGGAAAAUGUUUUUAAUAAGAUAGGCAACAUUUGAGACCAAGUUACCAAAACAUUGCUUCUGCUAUAAUACAUCAUGAAGUGGCCUUCAGAACUGAUUAAAAGGUAGCUUAUGACGGCAGCUCCAUUCUUCCUACAAAAUGAACUGGUGAUCUUUGAUGCGGAUGUCACCACAAUUUGUUCAGUUAACAUCUCAAAGACAGAAGAGCUUUAUACAUUUCCUCCCCGACCUUCCCUCCCUCCUCUUCCACACACACAGACAUACAUUCACACAUACCUGAAAAGAGACAACACAAGAAAGGAAGACUAAAACAGCAAAACCAAAUACAAUGGAGAUGACCGCUUCAGUGAUCUGCUGGCUGUCCCGUUGGCACAGUGCUGAAACCAAAGGCAACGGUGGCCAAACUCUUUGUCAAUGAGAUGUGCAGAGAAAUGAAAUGACUAUAAAAAAGUCAAUGGAAGGAAUUUUAUUUCAAAGAAAUAAAGGUUGUUGACUGAUACAAUGCUAACAAUUUCCAAAAGUCUCCAAUGCCUUUUUAGAAAACUCCAGGUUCUAAUUUUGAAGCCUUGUUCGCCUACACCCUCUCACACACAAAAAUGUUAUAAGCUGCUUAUUUGAUGUACGAAAAAUGUAGAAAAAAACAUUUAAAGAUAGCUGCUGUACUUUUCAAAAUCUGAUUUGUUAUUAGGAACUAGCACUGAGAAAGAUCAGCACUUGAACUAUCAUAGAAUGAGUAAAACUUUUCCUGUACAAAGUGGAUUAACCGAUUUGUGAAGUUAAAAAGUUGUACUCAUUGUAUUUACAAAGAAUAAAAAUAUAUUGAAUUUAAAUUAUUUUCCACUGAUCUUUUAACUGUUGUCCUUAAUCAGCUUCUUUCACUGUUCCCCACUUACCAGGGAAUAGAAAUAUUCUUUACUAAAAUGGAUUGUCCUAGGUCCCAUG